Molecule: messenger RNA, 963 nt
Organism: Trichoderma asperellum CBS 433.97
Lineage: Eukaryota; Fungi; Ascomycota; Sordariomycetes; Hypocreales; Hypocreaceae
Source: RefSeq, a predicted model, not a curated record
CGCUAAGCUGCAAUUACGUGUAGUUUGGACGACAGCAUCACUGCCGGUGCACUUGAUGGAAAUGACAUCUCCAGUUUCUAGCAGCUAGCUGCGGUGCUAGCCAAGACAAAGAAAUGAGCAGAGCAGCUCGCCCAGUUCAUCGGCGAACAUCAUGAAUGGGUAGGUAGUAGUUGGGAACUGCGCCAGAUAUAGAGUACAUACAUGCUAUGUUGAUGGAAGAGACGCGCAGGCAGCAAGAAGCAAACAUUGAAGUGGUUCAGAUAGAUGGAUGGAUGGACGCAUUGCUGCGCCAUGAUUCAUCCAAAGCCCAGGCCCACGAACCACAUCUGCAAAGAUCCUUUGAAGAAGCCCCGUUUGCUUCUAAAGAGGGUUGAGAGAACAGAACAGAACAGAGCAGAGAGCGGGCACGUACAAGUAGGCGGUGGCUCGAGCGCUGCGUCUUCCGGCCGAGCCGGCGAAAUCAUCGGACGAUGGAGCCAGUUGGACCGGGACAAGGUCGAGGUCGAGGUCGAGCCCAUGCCGCUCGCUGUUGGCCAAUGCAGGCUCAAGAGGCCCGUUGAAGACCUAGUUUCCUUGCCAAAGACUGCAAAGAGCGAAUCGAGAGCCCUUCCAGUUGACUCUGCCGAUCUAGCUGGGCCACCCGCGUGGCUUGUGGGCGCCGUCAACGAGCGCACAUCACCACCCACAUUUGCUCAAGCAGAUCAGUUCAGAACCAACCAACCAACCAACCAACUCGGCACAGCUCUCGUCAGUCAGGCACAGCUCGUCCCCUUUCUUCGUCCCGCAUGCAGCUAGCCCCAGCUUCGUGCAUCGCAACUGACUCGGCCACGUGGAGUCCACGUCUCGUUUGGGCAAGCUGUUGGUCAUUAUCGCCAGAUGGCAGUUCGCCGAACUUGCAUGUCGUAUCGAACAUGGCCCUGAGCACGGCACUAAGCCAGCGGCGCACCUCUUACUAGUGCCUGG